Molecule: messenger RNA, 3144 nt
Organism: Apiotrichum porosum
Lineage: Eukaryota; Fungi; Basidiomycota; Tremellomycetes; Trichosporonales; Trichosporonaceae
Gene: GDH2
Product: NAD-dependent glutamate dehydrogenase
Exons: 4
Coding region: 1-3144 (1047 amino acids)
Cellular component (GO): mitochondrion
Molecular function (GO): L-glutamate dehydrogenase (NAD+) activity
Source: RefSeq, a predicted model, not a curated record
AUGGCCACCCCUACUGCCACCCCGGGUCCUAACGACACCACCCACAUCCCCAUCCCGGAGAACCUCACGGCCGGCAAGACUCAAGAGCGUCGCCUCAAGGACCAGAUUGGCUAUGUCGCCUCUCCCUUCCCCCUCAAGGCCUCCCAGCAGGCUCAGGUCACCCAAAUCUUGACUCAGUCCGGCUUCAUGCCCCAGGAGCUCGUGUCUGGCGAGGUCGACUGGUUCUACAACGGCCUCGGCAUUGACAACGCGUACUUCAUUUCCGAGACCCCUGCCGUCAUUGCCGACCACGUCCUUGCCCUCUACUCGGCCAAGCUCCUUGCCUACACCAAGCACGACCCCGAGAAGCUCGUGAUUGACCUCGAGAAGGUCACCACCGAGGACGAGGUCAAGCAGGGUGGCAAGGAGGGUGCCGUCUUCAUCCACUCGUCUGCUGCCGGCAUCACCGCCAAGGACGGCCCGGGUUCGACCGUGGAGCGCCGCAUCGACGCCGGCUUCCUCGACAAGUCGACCCCUGAGAAGGCUUACCGCCUCGAGACCUACCGCUCGGCUGGUUCCAUCUCGUCGACCAUCUCGCAGCAGCUCCGCUGCUACUUUGUCUCGCCCUGCACUUUCCCCAAGACUGCUGCUGUCCGCGAUGCCAACGGCCAGAUUGACAUUCGCUCGGUCUCGGACGAGGCGUUCCUCGAGAAGGCCACCCCCAACACCCUCGAGAUUUACCAGUCGGUCCUCAACGAGGUUGAGCGUCGCCACGGUAUCGUCAUUGAGCAGUACCAGAUCGAGGACUCGCGCGAGCACCGUGUCGUCAUUGGUUACAAGAUGGGCUCGACCCACUCGUACUUUGCCGCCCUCUCGGACCUCUACCACUUCUACGGCCUCUACUCGCCCCGCAAGUACGUCGAGCAGUUCUCGAACGGCAUCACCAUUGUCUCGCUCUACCUCAACCCCGUCCCCAACUCGAAGGCUCCCCCCAUCGAGCACUCGAUCCACCAGGUCGUCCGCGAGGCUUCGCUCCUCUACUGCAUUCCCGACAACCCGUUCUUCACCGUUGCCUCGGGUGAGACCCCUCACGCCGUCCAGGAGGCCACCUACGCCUACGUCGGAUGGAUCUUCACCCAGCACUUCUGCAACCGUCUGGGUAACGCCUACAUGUCGCUCAAGAACAUUCUUGACGAGAACGACCCCAACCAGGCCGAGGUUCUCAACAAGAUCAAGCAGCGUUUCCGUGAGGAGACCUUCACCCGCGAGAACAUUCGCGAGGUGAUCCAGGCCCACCCCGAGCUUAUCCGCAUGCUCUACAUCAACUUUGCCAUGGUCCACUACCCCGUGGCCGACGAGGCUUCGCAGCUCACCCCUACGCUCUCGUUCCAGCGCAUCAAGACUGAGGAGCCCCUCUCGGACGCCGACCUCUUUGCCAAGAUCCGCAAGACCGCCUCCAACCCCCACGCUGCCCAGAUCCUCGAGGCCUUCCUUGUCUUCAACAAGCACGUCCUCAAGUGUAACUUCUACCAGCCCACCAAGGUUGCCCUCUCGUUCCGCCUCAACCCGGGCUUCCUCCCCGAGAUCGAGUACCCCAAGCAGCCCUUCGGCAUGUUCUUCGUUGUCGGCUCCGACUUCCGUGGCUUCCACGUCCGCUUCCGCGACGUUGCCCGUGGUGGUAUCCGUCUCGUCCGCUCGCGCGGAAAGGAGAACUACAACUCGAACAUCCGUACCCUCUUUGACGAGAACUACAACCUCGCUGCCACCCAGACCCUCAAGAACAAGGACAUUCCCGAGGGCGGUUCCAAGGGUACCAUCCUCCCCUCGCUCGGCGCCAACCCCCGCAACUGCUUUGAGAAGUACGUCGACGCUGUCAUCGACCUCCUCAUCCCUGGCCAGUCGCCUGGCAUCAAGGGCCCCAUUGUCGAUGUUUCGGGCCGCACCACCCCCGAGAUCCUCUUCUUCGGUCCCGACGAGGGAACUGCCGAGAUGAUGGACUGGGCCGCGCUCCACGCUCGCGCUCGCGGUGCUCCUUGGUGGAAGUCGUUCACUACCGGCAAGUCGGCAGAGCACCUCGGCGGUAUCCCCCACGAUGUCUACGGCAUGACUUCGCUCUCGGUCCGCCAGUACAUCCUCGGUGUCUACAAGGCCCACGGCCUCAAGGAGAAGGACGUCACCAAGAUGCAGACCGGUGGUCCCGACGGUGACCUCGGCUCCAACGAGAUCCUCCUGUCCAACGACAAGACUGUCGCCAUCAUUGACGGCUCGGGUGUCCUCUACGACCCCCAGGGUCUCAACCGCCCCGAGCUCAUCCGUCUUGCCAAGGGCCGCAAGAUGAUCGGUGACUUCGACUCGGCCAAGCUUGGCCCCGAGGGCUACAAGGUUCUCGUCUCGGACCAGGACUACAAGCUCCCCACUGGCGAGAUUGUUCCCGACGGUACCGAGUUCCGCAACUCGUUCCACCUCCGCGUCAAGUGCGACCUCUUCGUCCCCUGCGGUGGUCGUCCCGAGUCGGUCAACAUUUCCAACGUCUCGCAGCUCGUCGACUCGGAGGGCAAGCCCAACUUCAAGUACGUUGUUGAGGGUGCCAACCUCUUCUUCUCGCAGCAGGCUCGCUUCUGGCUUGAGAAGAAGGGCGUGGUGCUUUACAAGGACUCGUCGACCAACAAGGGUGGUGUCACCUCGUCGUCGCUCGAGGUCCUCGCCGGUCUCUCCCUCACCGACCCCGAGUACGUCGACAAGAUGAUCUUCAAGGACGGCAAGAAGUCGGCCUUCUACGAGGCCUACGUCCGCGAGAUCCAGCAGAAGAUUUGCGAGAACGCCGCCGCCGAGUACAACUGCAUCAACAAGCAGUGGCACGCCCAGAAGGGCACCAUGGCCCGCACGACCAUCUCGGACCGUCUCUCGACCACCCUCAACAAGCUCCAGGACGACCUCGAGUUCUCCGAGCUUUACGACGAUGAGAAGAGCCGCCGCAGUGUCCUCGCCAAGGCCUGGCCCCAGACCCUCAUCGACACUGUCGGCCUCGACGAGCUCCUCCGCCGCCUCCCCGAGCACUACCUGCGAGCCACCUGGAGCGCGUGGAUCUCUUCGCACUACAUCUACCACUCGGGCAUGGACGCCGGCAAUGUGGAUUUCUACCUGUUUAUGAAGCACAUUCAGUAG